This is a messenger RNA of Mytilus trossulus (common blue mussel), 2906 nucleotides long. Its product is annotated as kelch-like protein 21. The transcript is spliced from 4 exons. NCBI's taxonomy places the organism in Eukaryota, Metazoa, Mollusca, Bivalvia, Mytilida, Mytilidae. Bases 143 to 2176 code for a protein of 677 amino acids. The record is from RefSeq and is a predicted model, not a curated record. Gene Ontology annotation, molecular function: protein binding.
GUUUUACCUGUUACUAGCUUUUAUACCCAGGCUAUCAUUUCAAAAAACACAAAUCUGCACUUCCUACUUUAGAUAUGUUUCAUUUAUAUUUCUCUGGUUUAUAGAACAACACAAUUUUUAUGCAACACAUUUGAUUUUAGAAAUGUUGGUUCAUGGACUUGGGCACUGGGGUUCUGAAGACCCUUAUAGCUAUCUACAAUAUCAUGAGUCUACAGUCAGCAAAAUGGACUUUCAAGCAUACCCCAGAAAUAUGGGGAAUAAAAGUUCCCAUGCAUUAAAGUUGCAACAACAUUUAUACGAUCAGAUGUCAUCUCAAACUGAAUUCUGUGAUGUCAUCCUGAUGGUUGGCGAUAUUGAAGUCAAGGCCCACUGGAAUGUAUUGGUAUCCUGUCCCUACUUUCAGUCCUUAUAUGAUAGUGGGAUGGAUGAAAAAGUAUCAGGUAAAGUGAUACUGCAUAUAGGGAAAUUAGCAGCUAUUAGGUCAGCUAUAGCCUUUCUAUAUGUUGGAACGGUAGAAAUUUCAUAUGAAAAUGUAAGGGAUUUACUAGAAGUGGCAGAAUACUUCCAAAUAAGUGAUUUGAAACAAGCAUGUCGUGAUUACCUCUUCAGUGUGGAGGUCACAGUUGACAACUGUGUUCAAAUAUGUCUGCUGUGCAGUCAGUAUGACCUUGACAUUUAUAACAAAACUUAUGACUUUCUCAGGGGACAUUUACCUGAGGUCAUGAAGAAAGAUGACAUUCUAACACUUACCCAUGAUUCCAUUCUGGCAUUUAUUAUGGAUCAGACCUUAUCAUACAUUCCCCAAGAAGAAUUCUUUAAUUUUAUAAUCAGAUGGGUAAAACAUGAUGAGGCAAAUAGACUUCAUUGUUUCAGUGAAUUGUUUUGUGCGUUAGAUCUGAUACAAAUGUCUAAACAAGUGUUAGAAACAAUUCUUGAGAAAAACAAUUUGGUUAGCAGACAUGAAGACUGUAAAGCUCACAUCCUACGAGCUAAAUUGUCGAAAGACUUGGCGUACCAAGAAACUGGACAGCGCGAUGUUAUACUCGUAGCAGGUGGUUGUAGUCACAGUGUGUAUGUUAAUAACUUUUUCCAUCAUUUUUCAUCGAUCAUCAAUUCGAUAGCUGUUAGUAAUAUCUAUGGAUAUGUGAUUCAGGACCAAAGAUGGACGGAAAUAGCUCCCCUACCUCAUCAGAUGAGAAGGCCAUUGUUAACUUACGAUAAUUCAGGACAUUUGUACGUAUUUGACACAGAGCACACACAUGACAGUACAAUGUUUUACAUUUACAAGUUCAGAAUUAGUGACAAGAGUUGGACAAGUUUCAAAAUCAAUGUACCAGAGGCUUAUUUGAAUGCCUCACUUCAGAAAAUCGUAGCAUGUAACAACAGAUUGUAUGCUGUUAUUUCGAGUCAGCAGGCUGUACUUUUGGAAGUGAAAGAAGAUGGAAAUGAAAGUGAAAUAAAAUGUCAGUUGUUCCACAGCAAUCCUUCAACUCAGGUUAGCGUUCAUGUGUUUAAUAACUCCCACAUAUGUGUAUUGGCAUGGAAGCAUGGCAUAAAGGUAAAGAAAAGUCGUCAUUAUGCCAAAUUUAUUGUUUACGAUGUGCGAAGUCAAAGAAGAUUUGAUCAUUCGAAGGGUUCAAUAUUUGAAACCCAUAUGUUUUCCAUUGGAAAUGACAUCACUGUUUGUAGAAUGGGAAAGUUUCAUGCUAGGAGGUUUAAUCUAAAUGACAGAAGAUGGAAACCUAUAGCUGAUCAAGUCCUACCAUUCCCACCAGAAGACCCAGCAAGGACAGAUUUCGCAAGCAUUUCUGACGGAAACGAUUUUUUCCUAUUUGGCGGAAAAGACCAAUCCACGAAAAAACCUUUGGAAACAGCAUACAAAUAUACAUAUAGAACAAAAUCAUGGACAAAAUUAGAAGAUAUGCCUCAAGCUUUAAUGCAAAGUGCUAUUUGUAUUGCCAAGUUUCCAGUGACUGAUGUACGGUGCCAUAUAAAGUGUCCACAUUGUUUGUACCAUUCCCGACGUAGUCAGGCUUUGUACAAUGUUGAGUAUCCUCCCGAUGAGGAUGAGUGUACCGAUUACUCAAAUGACGAUGACUACCUCUCUGAUCAUUGGGUCGAUUACUAUGAUGAUUAUGAAGCUUUUGAUGAUCCUUUCGAACACUACUGGUAUUGAAUGUUGUCACUUUUAUAUCAUGUAUAUGUUGAACAUUAAAAAAUGAUUAAAAUCUAAACCUAUUGGCAAAAGUGUAAAUUACGCUUGUUUUCAAAAAAAGGCUCAUUCUUUUGUUGUCAUCGAUAUCGUUGUUAAUGUUAAGUCUGAAAUUUUCUUUGUUUCGUUUAAACUGUAAAUUGUGAUAUUGAAAAAUCUAAUUGUGGAGAACAUAUAAAAAAAGAAAUUUGCUUUGACUUGUUUCAAAACUGUCCAUGAAAAACUUAAAACCAAUGAACAUUAUAUCUGAAAAGUACAGUUUAUUUAAAAUUUAAAAAAAAGAUUGCACAACAUGGGCAAUUUAAAAAUCUGGGAAAAGUGUAACAAUCUCCUUUUCAAAAGUCUAAAAAUUGUUACAUGUAAUUAGAAUUACUACAUACAUGACAUAGAAUAUAAACGAUUUCCCACAUGUUAAAAGGGUAUAAUCUAAUUAAGUCACUUCAAUUUUGCAAUAUAAAGUAAUAGUUUCUCUAAAGUCUGGGUGUAACCUUUUGUAAUUGCUAUACUACAUGUAUACUUUAUCUGUUUCUGUUUGAAAUUCUACAGCUACCAGAAUCAGUAUUUUAGUAAUUAGUAAUUAUACGUAAUUAUAGUUUCAUUUUAUAUCAAUAUUUUGAUGAAGGACAUCUAUUUAUAUAUAUUUAUUUAUGGUGCAGCAGUACACAUUUAUAGAACAGAUAUUGCAUUUAUCAUG